Chiroxiphia lanceolata (lance-tailed manakin) is the source of this 7967-nucleotide messenger RNA. RefSeq names its product glutamate ionotropic receptor kainate type subunit 2 (gene GRIK2). Gene Ontology annotation, cellular component: plasma membrane; postsynaptic membrane; kainate selective glutamate receptor complex. Gene Ontology annotation, molecular function: transmitter-gated monoatomic ion channel activity involved in regulation of postsynaptic membrane potential; kainate selective glutamate receptor activity. The record is from RefSeq and is a predicted model, not a curated record. Lineage: Eukaryota; Metazoa; Chordata; Aves; Passeriformes; Pipridae. The transcript has 17 exons. Gene Ontology annotation, biological process: synaptic transmission, glutamatergic; modulation of chemical synaptic transmission; monoatomic ion transport. Bases 429 to 3155 code for a protein of 908 amino acids.
CGCCGCUUGCCGUCGCCGUCAGUGGUGCCCGGACACCGGCUGCACAGCAGCCCGGGCUGUCCUCGGCGUCCUGCCACCGCCCUUCCUCCCCUGCCUCCGCCUUCCUCUCCCUCCCCGAUUCCCCUCCCGCAGCUCAAGGUUUACUCGGCUGGACAUUGUGUGUGUUUGGAUUUCUCAAGGAUUCUCCCCCGACUAACAUGGAUGUCCCACCAUUCCUUGCAGUUGAAGGUUGCUCCUUGGCGCAGUGAAUGAAGAACAUGCAGGGAUUGCUAAUGGGUUUGGGAAGCGUAGACUCUCUCCUCUCUCUGUGACCAUGCCGUGAUCGUGUCUGAGGGCCAUCAGUUUACGUAUCCUCAUUCUCACCCUACCGGGAAACCUGACGGCUUAGAAGGGGGAAGUAAGGCAGCGCGUGUGUGCAUAGAAACAUCAUGAAGAUUAUUUCCCCUAUUGUAACUAAUUCAGUCUUCAGAUGCACCGUUAGAUUCCUUCUUUGCUUACUGUGGAUUGGAUAUUCUCAAGGAACCACACAUGUAUUAAGAUUUGGAGGCAUUUUUGAGUGUGUGGAAUCUGGUCCAAUGGGAGCAGAAGAAUUAGCCUUCAGAUUUGCUGUGAACACAAUCAACAGAAACAGAACUCUUCUGCCAAACACCACAUUAACAUAUGACACUCAAAAGAUAAAUCUCUAUGACAGUUUUGAAGCAUCCAAAAAAGCCUGCGAUCAGCUGUCCCUUGGGGUGGCAGCCAUCUUUGGACCAUCCCAUAGCUCCUCAGCUAAUGCUGUGCAAUCCAUCUGCAACGCUUUGGGUGUUCCACAUAUCCAGACCCGCUGGAAACAUCAGGUGUCAGACAACAAGGACUCCUUCUAUGUCAGCCUUUAUCCAGAUUUCUCUUCACUCAGCCGUGCCAUCCUUGACCUUGUGCAGUUCUUCAAGUGGAAAACUGUUACUGUUGUUUAUGAUGACAGCACUGGUCUUAUUCGAUUACAAGAGCUCAUCAAGGCUCCAUCACGAUACAACCUAAGACUAAAAAUCCGUCAGUUACCAGCUGACACGAAAGAUGCAAAGCCUUUGCUAAAGGAGAUGAAAAGAGGCAAAGAAUUCCAUGUAAUCUUUGACUGCAGCCAUGAAAUGGCAGCAGGCAUCUUGAAACAGGCUUUAGCUAUGGGAAUGAUGACAGAAUACUAUCAUUAUAUCUUUACCACACUGGAUCUGUUUGCCCUGGAUGUGGAACCCUAUCGGUACAGUGGUGUUAACAUGACCGGAUUCAGAAUUCUAAACACGGAAAACACCCAGGUGUCAUCUAUCAUUGAAAAGUGGUCUAUGGAGCGAUUGCAAGCACCCCCGAAACCUGACUCAGGUUUGCUGGAUGGAUUUAUGACGACGGACGCGGCACUAAUGUACGAUGCAGUUCAUGUGGUGUCGGUGGCUGUCCAGCAGUUCCCACAGAUGACUGUCAGUUCACUACAGUGCAAUCGCCACAAACCUUGGCGCUUUGGGACCCGCUUUAUGAGCCUCAUUAAGGAAGCCCACUGGGAAGGCCUCACAGGCAGGAUAACUUUCAACAAAACCAAUGGCUUAAGGACAGAUUUUGAUUUAGAUGUUAUCAGCCUCAAGGAAGAAGGUCUUGAAAAGGUUGGAACUUGGGAUCCAUUGAGUGGCCUUAACAUGACAGAGAAUCAGAAAGGAAAACCAGCAAACAUCACAGAUUCCCUGUCCAAUCGCUCUUUAAUUGUUACUACCAUCUUGGAAGAGCCGUAUGUUAUGUUCAAGAAGUCUGACAAACCCUUGUAUGGAAAUGACCGAUUUGAAGGUUAUUGCAUUGACCUCCUCAGGGAGCUGUCUACUAUCCUUGGAUUUUCCUAUGAGAUUAGACUGGUGGAGGAUGGAAAAUAUGGAGCCCAAGAAGAUGCCAGUGGACAGUGGAAUGGAAUGGUUCGUGAACUAAUUGAUCAUAAAGCUGACCUUGCAGUUGCACCCUUGGCAAUUACCUAUGUUCGUGAGAAGGUCAUCGACUUUUCCAAGCCCUUUAUGACUCUUGGAAUAAGUAUUUUGUACCGCAAGCCCAAUGGUACAAACCCGGGCGUCUUCUCCUUCCUGAAUCCUCUCUCCCCUGAUAUCUGGAUGUAUAUUCUGCUGGCUUACUUGGGUGUCAGUUGUGUGCUCUUUGUCAUAGCCAGGUUUAGUCCCUAUGAGUGGUAUAAUCCACAUCCUUGCAACCCUGAUUCAGACGUGGUGGAAAACAAUUUUACCUUGCUAAAUAGUUUCUGGUUUGGAGUUGGAGCUCUCAUGCAGCAAGGUUCUGAGCUCAUGCCUAAAGCCCUCUCCACCAGGAUAGUGGGAGGCAUUUGGUGGUUUUUCACACUUAUCAUCAUUUCCUCGUACACUGCUAACCUAGCCGCCUUUCUGACAGUGGAACGUAUGGAAUCCCCUAUUGAUUCUGCUGAUGAUCUGGCCAAGCAGACAAAGAUUGAGUAUGGGGCAGUUGAAGAUGGAGCAACCAUGACUUUCUUCAAGAAAUCCAAAAUCUCCACUUACGACAAGAUGUGGGCCUUCAUGAGUAGCAGGAGGCAGUCAGUACUUGUCAAAAGUAAUGAAGAAGGUAUCCAACGUGUGCUUACCUCUGAUUAUGCAUUUUUAAUGGAGUCGACAACCAUUGAGUUUGUCACACAGAGGAACUGUAACCUAACACAGAUUGGAGGCCUUAUAGACUCCAAAGGUUAUGGCGUUGGAACUCCCAUGGGUUCUCCAUACAGAGACAAGAUCACUAUAGCAAUUCUUCAGCUGCAAGAGGAGGGCAAGCUCCACAUGAUGAAAGAGAAAUGGUGGAGAGGCAAUGGUUGCCCAGAGGAGGAAAGUAAAGAGGCCAGUGCUUUGGGAGUUCAAAAUAUUGGAGGAAUCUUCAUCGUGCUGGCAGCAGGAUUGGUGCUUUCUGUCUUUGUGGCAGUGGGGGAGUUUUUGUAUAAAUCAAAAAAAAAUGCCCAAUUGGAAAAGAGGUCCUUCUGUAGUGCCAUGGUAGAGGAGCUAAGGAUGUCUCUGAAGUGUCAGCGUCGAUUAAAACACAAGCCACAGGCCCCUGUUAUUGUGAAAACAGAAGAGGUUAUCAACAUGCACACGUUUAACGAUAGAAGGUUGCCAGGUAAAGAAACCAUGGCAUAGAGCUGGGAAGCCAAAUACCCCAAGCACAAACUGUCGUCUUUUUUCCAAACAACCUUGCGAGAAUGUUUCCUGUGGAAAUAUGCAACAAGUGCAAAAUAAAAUGAGUUACCUCAUGCCGCUGUGUCUAUGAACUAGAGACUCUGUGAUCUCAACAGUUGCAAUGGCCAGACUCGAAUCACAAGCAUCAUGGAUCAACCAAUUUAUGCAGGGUUACGCUGUUUGUCAUGGGUUUGCACCAUUCUGAAUGAAUGAAUGUUCCAUGUGAGUUUUGUGGCUGGUUUCAAAUGCAGUCUAAGUGAGAAGUUACAGGUUCCUUUUGAAGUUCAACGGUUGCCAGGAGAUGGAGGAUAAAUGUCCAAGAUCAUACAAACCACAGAAGGAGUCUCAUAAAAGUAAUAUCUCAGAACUGUAGUGGAGCAAGAAACCAUACGGUCUUCUGAACUUUCCGGCAUAGAAGAGUUGGUAACUGCUGGUAUACUGAAACUACCAUCUGGACAGGCGAUAUGAGCUUCCUGGGUGGAAGAAAUGUUAAAAGUGAAGAAACAUGAAUCCCAUGAAUAAAAGGAUAAAUAUGAGGAUGCUCACCUGCUUUUUCUGGACUGUUUGUGACACUGAACUUAGUAAAUAAAUAAUAAUUUAGAAAAAAGUAACUUAAAUUUAACUGGGUUGGAACUUUGGCCUAAAAAAUCAACAAAAAUAUUUCCACAAUUUUGACCCAAUUUUUAGAUGAAUGAAAGUUUCCUUAGUACAAAGGAAUGUAUCUUACAACCUUUAGAUAUAAGCAAUUAAUAUUUUUUUUCUAUAAUUGUGAAAAGAGGGAAGGGGGUGGGAAGCAGUAUAUUUCAUACAUAGAGGGCUUGCAUUUUAGCCUGAAUGGGUUUUGAAACCCUUGUUCCUGCUACUAAUUGAACUCAAUGGAGCCUGUGCAAUUCUCGCUAAUGUUGGGAGUGGGACGGGUCACCUAAAAGAAAUGAAUGCCGAGAACUUUAAGGAGGACUGCAUUUUUCAAUACAGUCACAGUACUAAAUGAACAAAAUUCUUGAGCAGUUUUUUUUUUCCAAAAAAAAAAAAAAUGUUCAGGUUUAUUUGUGGAAAUGCAAGAUUUCUAUGAAAAUAGUUUUUGUAUGGAAAUUUUUCUAAUACUUUUUAUCAACAAAAUAAGAACAUGUGUUUCUGUCGGGGGUGUGAUGCCAAGCAUGAGUGGUAGUGUGUGCACACCACCAACGUUUGGUGAAAACUAUUUUUAUCAUGAAAAAGGAAUCUUAGAAGAGACAUAUUUUCAAGUUAUAUAAUAUAAAAAAAUAGGUGCACUACCACCACUGCUUACCAUGCUACACCCUUGGUUUCCACUAAGCUGAUAACAUGCUGUCAUGAACAAUUGUGUGUAAAUGGUAAAAGACACAGACCUCUUGACCACAUUGUGAUAAAAGUUAAAGUGCACUCAGUUUGCUGUUUGAACCCAAUGCACAAAAUUAAAAAAAAAAAAAAGGAAAAAAAAGAUAAGAAAGAAUUAAAUUUAUGUCAGUUUUAGUUGUUUUGGUUUUGCUGUGUGAUUUGAGCAACGUAUGUACAGUACUUUGUGUCAGUACUGGUACUUAGCUUCAGCUUAGUGCCCUAUCCUGACAAUUCUUGCCACUAAAUGUGUGGCAAGAGAGUUUGCUGGGAUUUCUGAGACAAGCCUUUACAGUACAUUGUGCUACAAUUUGCAGGAUCUGGCUCUUAGCUGCUUCAAAGCUAAUUUAUAUGUCCUGACUGUGGUGAGUUCCUGGACAUAACAUUUUGAAAUACUGCCGUACAGAUGCUGAAUCUUGCACCUCUUUCUACUGUAAAUUUAUUUGUAUUUCAACAAGAAAUGCAUAGGAUGGAUUAUGUAGGAAUGUUAUGUCAACCAAAAAAGAUUAUGAAGAUGGUCUUUAUGUGGAAAAUAAUUAAUUUGACUAAUUAAAAAAACCCACAACAAAACAUUGAAAUUAUCAUAAAUUGUCAGUCACUGGUGAGUAAUAAGAUCGCUUGUUUACUGGCACUUAAUUUAGUCUUAUCAUCAUCUUUAUAGUACAGGAGUAUAAGACAUAAAAUUUAAAUUGUAGAAAUUAUAUAAUGAAAUUUGGGGGGAAAUGGGAGGUUUGUGUCUACUACCCAGUUAUCAUAUAUCUUCAUAGAGAUUGAGCUGGCCAUUUCCAUUGUGAGCAGGGACUGAGAAAGCAAAUUCUCUUAUAUUUGUGAGUUUCAUCCCCAUUUAUGUGAUAAUAGAGAGCAGGUUAUCUUUGUCUGAGGUAUAAACAAGAUAAAAACACCUUUAGUAAUUAUUCUGGAAAUGAGUAUACUUACAUAAUUUAUAUUUAAGUUAAUUCUUUAAAACACAAAGGGGAAAGAGUAACUGUCAUACAACACAAUGAAAACUCCUAAAUAUGAUGGCUUGGAAUGGAAAAAAAAUUGGCUAUUGCAUUUGAUUGAUGAUUUACAAUAAAAUUUGUAAAAUCAUGUAAUAAAAUGCUGUAUUAUAUUCAAACAAACCUUUCUUUUUUCCAUUGAGGAUGUUGAUAUAAGCAAGGUUUUAUUCUCAACCUGAGGCACCUGACUAAUAUUCAUUAAGCUUUAUGUGAGCCAAAGUAAGUGUGAAUGCAGAAUAUGUUCCAAAUAUUUUAUUGGGUCAAAGUCCCCCAGGGAAAACUCCUAUCACAAAAGUAGUGUGGCUUAAUUAAGAUUUUAGUGAGAAUUUCAGCCUUCCAUUAUUAAAGGAAAUAUACAAAGUAACUGGAGAUUUAUAUUAAAGAUCAAGAGUAGAAGUGCAUGGCUCCACAGAUUCAUAGUAGGAUAAUGUGUUUAUUUUUUUAAAGUCAUAUAUUAACUCAUGCUGUUACUUUGUUAUACAUUAGUAAUUAUUUCUCUAUUAAGACAUUUACAGAAAAUUGACUAACAAAGACCCGACCCCAAAGCAGUAGAAAAUACUACUGGUAGUUUUGUCCUCCAAAAAGCUCAAUAGUUCAUUUUCCUUUCACUGUUAUGAACAAAAUCGUCAGUUCUGAAAAAACUUCCUCAUUUUGAAAGGCCUCUGAAAGGCUAGUUUAAAAUUCCCAAAUUCUCAUGUAGUAUAAAUUUCUACACUGUCAUUAAAAUUGAUGGAACUACACCAGUUAAAAUCAAGUGAGUAUCUGGCCCAUGAAGAUUCAGAAUCUGUACAUAACUGCUUUAUGUGGUUUCAUGUAACAACUAGUCUGCUGAUUUCCCAGGAUCGGAAGAUGGAUUCUUCUCUGUUUGACCUUGAAAGUCACUCUAGAGAAGACUUUUAAAGCAGUUGUAGCUCCAUUGUAUGGUCCUACCUGGUGGAUGACAAUUGGAGGUAAAAAUUGAAUAGGAAGUUUCUUUUUCCCUGUGUCUGUUUCAAUGAAAAUAGAGACGUAUAAUCUUUAAGAAUUCUCAAGACACACAAUUUAGAUCUUCAAGUUGGCUUAGCAUGGUUGUAUAGCAAUAGAUAACUAUGUGGAUAUUGUAGAAAAAAUUACAAAAUCCCUUUUAUCUUAUUGAUAAGAUAAGCAUAAUUUGUGAAGGACUAGUAGCAAAAAUUGUGAACCAAAUAGUUGGAUGAAAUCAAGAGAUCUGUGGUGCUUUAUAGUGAAUGAGGAUUUGUCUAAUUAUAGACAUCAGGAGGUCAUUUCAUAGUAUUCUCAUUUCACAUAAACAUAAGUACAGACAUAUCCAGGGAGUAUCUGGCAGGUUUUAUCUCAAUUUUUAUCUCAAUUUCUAUCUCAAAUUUCAGUUGAAGAAUUCAGUAUAGGCUUGAAAUAACAUUUUCUUUCAUUUUAAUUAUACUCAAGGCUCUGUGGGUUAAUCCUUCCUGGUUUCAUGCAUAGAGUGUUUCCAAAACCCAAAAUAAUAUUGUUUAGUCCUACUUCACUAACUAGUUAAUAUUUCAGAAUGAAAAAACCAUAAUUCAUGAAAGAAAAAAAUCCCCCACAAAAAUCCAAAGCCUCAAAUAAAAGUAGGAGAAGUGCCCUGAUACUCUACAAAAUCAAAAUGUUUUCAGGGAAAAAUAGUCAUGAGCAGAGAUAAUGGCAUAAAAAGAGGUAAAUGAUAAUUCUAUAAAAUAAUUUUUGUAUUUUUAUUAUUUAAGGAUAUUAGAAAAAUAUGUACUGUAUACUUGAGACACAACUUAAUUUAGUCUCCAAAUACAUCAGAGUCUCCAAAUAUAUCAAUAAACACAAAAUACGAUGACUGAUAUACUGACUACCUUGAAAGAAGUGUCAAAACUCCUCCUUCUGAAGAAUCAAAAUUUUAUCCAAUACAGCCCCAAAUAUAUACUGACAUAAUAUUUAAGGCAAAAUGAGGUGUACAGCAUAAUUUCAAGGACGUAUGGGAAAAGAAAGGGUCGCUGAGGUUGGCUUGUCUGACUUAUAAGAUCAUUGCUUUUCAACCUGAAAUAUGGUAGUGUCCUGUUCCCUUCCUUUCCAGUCUUGCCUCUCUGCCUUCCUACAAGCAUCUCUGGCACUAUCAAAUUUAUUUUCAAACCCCUUUUCUUCUAGCUUUCCUUUUAAUAUAGUUCUAAGUUAAAAUAAAGUUACUCAAACACCUCAUCUCCCCAGUUUGUAUCCAUGAAGAUAAAUACAUUAGCUUUUCAUGUGACUGUAAUCUAAUUGUCUUUCUUUUUAUUUACUACCCCUCUCUGUCCCCUGCCUGUGUUAUCUUCUCCUGUUGUUCUUGUACUUGCCUAGACUGUAAGCUCUUAGGGGGCAGGGAAUCUGUCUUUGAUUUGUUCUAUGUAGCACCAUGAACUAUGGAGCUAUAUAAAUAAUAAAAAAUGUAGAUCUUCUUAAA